UCUCAGUCUGGCCUCGGUAAGGAUCGAUUUGCAUUGGGAGCGAGAGAGAGCUGGGUCGAGUUUUGUUCAGGAAUAGAUCGCCUUCUUGUGACAUUGCAGAACUGCAAAGUGUGGGAUGAGUUGAAGGUGAUGUUAUGGAGCAGGAUCGAACCCAGGCUGAGGUUGGGUGGGGGCGCCCGGGGAUGACGGACGCCCGAUCAAUGGUAGAUGCCAUGCAAGACCCGGCAUACCUUGCAGCAUUGGCAGGUCACAGUUUUCAGGGCGCCAGUUCCCAAGCGGGACCGGUGAGCUUGCCUAGUGGCCUCCCUUCCUUCAACAGCAUGGUAGGGAGUCAAGGGGCUGUGGGCAUGCAGGGAAGGGCUGGGUACCCUGGGGGUGGGGACAUGUCGAUGUUCUACCCAAAUCAGGACAAUGCGCCAGGUGAUUUCAGAAGGUCAGGCAUACCCGAUGCAGUCACUCCCAAUGAUGCGCAGCUGAGCCUCAAGAGGAGGAUAAGUCAGUUGGUCCAGAUGCGAGCCAUGCAGCAGACACUGUUCGGGGCAGGGGGAACAGGAGGACUGGGAGGACAAGUUGGGGGACCAGGAGGACAAGUUGGGGGACCAGGAGGACAAGUUGGGGGACCUGGAGGACCCGUUGGCGGUCUGGGGGGAUUUGGGGGAGCUGUGGAAAGCCCUUCCCCACUGUUCCGUGCCCAGUCGUUGCCCCAGUUACACAGAGGAGAAAACACAGGAGGAAAUGUUACAGGGCUUGAUGGAAAGACGCAGUCACAGAAGGAUCUUCAAUAUGGUUCCCCGAGUCCCCGAUCCUUGGCCAGUAUGAUGAUGUCUGCUCCAUCAUCACCCUUGGCCAGGCCUCUCUCGAGGCCUUCUUCCAGGCAAGACCUGCAGGACAUGGCUCAGAGUCCUCAGGGAUUCAUGAUGAAACAGGAUGUCCAGAAUGCUUUGCAACAUCAACAGCAGCAGCAGCAGCUAGUAGGGCAGCAACCACAACUUCCACACCCAAAGAACAUGCAGCAUCCACAACAGCGGGUUAAUCAUCUUCAACAUCCAGGGCAGCAGCCUCAGUCAUCACAUCAUCAAAAUAUUCCUCAUCAACAGUUGGCAAACCAACAGCGUCAACUUCAACAACAAAGGCAGCAGCAGCCUCCAGAUAGUCAUCAACAGCACAUGCAGCAACAACAGCAGCAUCCUCAACAUCCACAAAACAUGCAGCAACUUGGAAAUCAGCAACAUAUAUUUCAGAAACAAGUACAAAGUCAGCAGGAGGUGCAGCAACAACAGGUGGGAGGCCAACAGUUCCAACAUAUGGCUCAUCAACAGCAGGGACAUGGUAGUCCUCAUCCUCAUCAUUUCAACAUGCAACCACAUCAACAACUUGGGCAGCAGCAACAGCAGCCACAGCAGCAAGGGCAACAGCUUCAAAAGCCUGGAAGUCAACUGAAUAUGCAGGAACAAAUCAGUAAUCUGGUUGCUCAUCAACAGCAUCCACAGCCAAUGAAACACCCACAGCAGCAGAUGCAACAACAGCCAAACCAACACCUUCAACAUCCACAACAGACUGCAGAAUCUUUCAAGAAGCCAUCACCACAAAUGCUGCCCCCUCAAGCUCCUCCUCAAUACUGGAAGACGUCUCAGGGAAAUCAAGAUAAUAACAUUCUCAGUACAAAUCCAUCAUAUCCAUCACUGAAUGCAUUUGUCACAACAACUGCUUCAAGCUCAACUGUGAUGUCAUCUGGUCCUUCAGGAGCUCCUGCCCCUGGUAACCAGAUGUUUGAUCCUAUGGCAUCUCACACUCACAAACCAACCGGACAACCACCUCCCCCUAAGUUCCCUGGCAAUCAGAAUAACAUGAUGCCAGGAAACUUUGAUCAACAAUUUCAAAACAUAAAGGGGGUCAGUGCAAGUUUUCCAACCUACCAAGUGUCUUCAGAAAGUAAUUUUUCAAAUUCUGUUGGCUUUAAUGGCAAUCUGUUAAGCAAUUCUGAAGUCAAAAAUACAAACAUUGAUGGACAAAAAGGCAACGUAAAUUCUGUACCAGACGUUAAGCCAGUGAAUGCAGAACCUAACAAACCUAAAAAGCCCAGGAAGCCCAAAGCGAAGGUUGAAAAGACCCCUGAUAAGAGCAAAAUUUCAGAUUUGAUGGCUUCAGAUAUCGACAGACAGCUUCUUGCUAUGUUUCCCCAAUAUCACUUUUAUCUUGAUCAGAACACAAAGCCAAUGGAGGAUGUCAUGCCAUUACCAGUUGGCAAGAAACUCAAAAAGAAAAGACCAGCCAACUUGACCCCAGAUGGAGAACCCAAAAAGAAGAAGAAGGUGAAGAAAAAGGUUGACGGAGUCCUCCCUGAAGGUAUUCCACAACAUCAGCCAGGGUUCCCCAAGACUCCUUUAUUAGCUUCAGAGGCUGCUCCUCUAGACACAGAUCUGAGCAGGCAGCAACAAGAGGACAAGAAGGUUGCUCAGAUCCUGGCAGCAAUCAAAGAUCCAAAAGUAGAAGCAGUUCCUCCUGGAAAUCCUCUGAUGAAUCAUAAAAAUUUGUCUAGUGCUAAAAUUGCUACUCCAAAUUCUCUACCAUCAUUUCAGUCACAACGUGAUGGAGAACCUGUGAUUAGUGCUGAUCCAUUUCAGUUUGAAGAUGAUGACGAUCCUGGUGUUAUUCUGCAGCCUAGUCUGUGUAAGAAAUCAGCUCAAGAAUCAAAAUUAUCUCAGCAUGAGAAUCUUCAUCAUGUUCUUGGAGGAAGCGGUGGGAAUCUGGAUAAAUUUUGUUGUGAUCAUUGUGAAGAAACUGGUGAUCUGCUGUCUCUACACUGCCAGAACAAACACUCACAUAACUCAAUGCCACUGAACCAGACAGUAUCACCUCAUCCUGAAGGAUCUCAAAAGCAGCAGGUUCCUGUUCAAGGACACACUCCAAUGUCAUUCACAUAUCAUAACACCCAAAGUCUUUCAUUUUCUCAACAGAAAAGUCUUAGUGCUGGAUCCAUGGCUGUCACUACUGGAUCGGACCCUGUAGCUUCCUCCAUUAAGCUUGAACCUCUUGGUGUCAACAUGACACCUUCUGAAACAAAACUCCCUGUUAAGGAUUACAUACUAGAUCAAGGGCCCCAAACUCAGGCCAAUCCGUUAGCCAAUCUACAAGCUUCAGUUCAGAGUAUAUUUGAUAGUUCACUAAACCAAAUAAAUGAUCCUCGUGUUCAAAUUCCACCCGAAAUGCUAAAUGAAUAUUUGAACAAAACAGAGGGAAUUGUGAAAAGUAAGAUACUGUGUGAUGGACUGACUCCAAAUAAACAAUUCUCCAGUAAAAAUGCUGAUUUUUUGUCCACAAAUUACAGUCCACCACAUGAUAUUAAACCAGUUCCUCCGUCUGUGCCAUCUGCGCUGAAUCAGUCAAAGACAGACAGCAAAGUUGAUGUGAAUAUGCCAGAGCUUUCACCAGGCAUGAGAGUCGGUCCGGAGGGUACCACCACGCCGCAGACGACACCGACAAAAGACAAGAACUGCAAGGUCCAGUUCAACAUUGAUGAUGAUGAUCUCUUAACGGAUGAAAUUCCAAUAAAGCUCGGAUCAGUAGAGGAGGAACUCUUUGACCGACUCAAGAACAACAAGUCUGAGGUUCCUCACUGUGAUUGCUUAGGACCCAACUAUGCCCAGAAUGAGAGUAUUGAAGGUCCGUAUUAUACCCAGCUUGGGUCUGGCCCUGAUAUCCCAUCAAUCAGAAAGCUGCUGGAAGAAAGAACCGGAACAACAGGCAAUGCCAUUCGUAUAGAGAAGAUAAUCUACACGGGCAAGGAAGGGAAGAGUACACAAGGAUGUCCUGUUGCCAAAUGGAUCAUCCGCCGGUCAGGUCCAGAGGAAAAAUACCUCUGUGUCCUCCGCCAUCGCCCUGGACACUUCUGUGCCAACGCCUACAUCAUUUCUGUCAUGGUGGCCUGGGAUGGGGUACCAUCAGAUAUUGCCGAUGAUCUCUACAGCUACUUGAGCGGAACUGUCACCAAGCUAGGAUUUGAGACUGAAAGAAGAUGUGGUACGAAUGAGAGGAAAACCUGUGCUUGUCAGGGAGUUGACUUGGUGAGACGAGGUGCUUCAUUCUCGUUCGGCUGUUCAUGGAGCAUGUAUUUCAAUGGCUGUAAAUACGCUCGCAGUCGGGAUGCUAGAAAGUUUAAGCUCAAGGACACAGUAAAGGAACCAGAGCUUGAAGAGAGGCUACAAAAUCUGGCCACUAUGGUGGGACCCCUGUAUGAGACCGUGACACCAGAUGCCCAUCGAAAUCAGUGUCAGUUUGAUACAGAGGGAGGUGAGUGCCGCCUCGGUAGCAACAAAGCUCGUCCGUUCAGUGGAGUAACUGCCUGUGUGGACUUCUGUGCUCAUGCUCACAAAGAUCUCCAUAACAUGAACAAUGGCAGCACAGUGGUUGUGACCUUGACCAAGCACAGAGGGUUCAGUAAGCCUGACGAUGAACAGCUUCACGUGUUGCCAUUGUAUGUUCUCGACCCAACAGAUGAAUCUGGAAGCGCUGAAGGACAGCAGGAGAAGAUCAGAAACGGAUGCCUUGAAGUCCUGUCCAACUAUCCACUUGAGGCAAAAAUGAGAGCUCAACCCCUUACCCCAAAGAAAAGAGGAAAAGCAGCCAAGAAAGACAGCCCAAAUGCUAAGAAGAAGAAGGACCAAGAACAGGCGAUACCACAGCCUCCAGUCCCCAAUGAGCCACCCCCUGGUAAAGAACAGAAAGCCAUGUUGGAACAUCUGAUGAAGAAAGUGAACAAUGAGAGCAUUUCAUUCGAGGAUCUCAUGUCUCACUCCUAUCUCCCAGGCUUUAAUGAACUGUAUGGCAAAUUCUGGGAUUACUUCUAUGCUAAUGGUACAUUCCCUCCUGGAACUUUCUUGUCUAAAUGGGCAGCUAAUAAAAUGUCAUUGUUUAAUAAUCAAAAAUCAGACGGUGCUGGAAACCAUUUUAAGAUGGAAAAUAAUCAAAUGCAUCAUAAUCCGCACCAUCCUAAUAUUCCAAACCACAAUUGUCCUCCAUCACAGGGUCAACAUUUAAACCAAGGUCAAGGGCAGCAAAAUGGAAUGACCCCCAACUCUCAAGAUCAAGGGUUGAAACAUGAAGGUCAUAACCCAUUCAGUCAUCCAUCAACUCCUCAAAAUGGUGCAUCUCAGGAACAACAUCUAGUAUCAUCGAACUCAUUCUCAUCGCCACUGGACAUGUUGUCAACUGCUGCAGUAAUGCAGAACGGAGAUAAGCUGUGUGCCAAUGGACCAGGAGGUGCUCAAAUACCACCUCAAUAUUCAUCUUCCCAACCAGUGCCUUCCCAGCCUGGUCCAAUGUCAGGUCAAGCAGGUCCUCCUCAUCCUCAGACAACUCAGGAUCAACCACAUCCGUCUGGAUACCCAGCUAUGCAACAUCAAGCAUCAUCACUGCCACAACAUCCGAACCAACAUUCCAGUGCAGACGGCAAAUCUGACUGUAACAACCCCAUGGGGUUCAAUAAUAGGGCACCCUGCAAUCCAGCAGGGCCAUCAAUGUGCAAUGGAGGUGCAGACAAAUCUGCAUUGGACUGUGGGAAUCAGAACAGGUUUAAUGCUAAUGAGCCUUCUGAGUGUAUAAUAGACCCAACUGUUGUCAAAUGUGAGUGGGAGUACAACGAGGAAGUGUUCCGUGAUCCAAAUAUCGGUGGUGUUGCCAUUGCCCUAGGGCAUGGUGCUGUGCUGUUUGAAGUUGCCAAGCGUGAGCUACACGCGACUACUGCUCUGAAAAACCCAAACCGCUAUCAUCCGACCAGAAUAAGUCUAGUUUUCUACCAACAUAAAAAUUUGAAUUAUCGGCAUCAUGGCUGGUAUGAAAAUGAACGAAAAAUGGAAAUGUUGCAGAAGAAGUUGGAGAAAAUGAAAGACCCCAUUGAAAAUGAAGUCCCUGUAAAUGGGGCUGUCAAUGGAGCUGUGAAAAUCGUUAAAAAGAAGAAGAAAAAGGAAACUGUCGAUUUUGCAAAAACUUCAGCAGCACAGUACAAAUACAUGUGGGAUGCGCCUGUUCGACAUGGCGUUUCCUUGACAACAGACUCUAUUAUUACACGCUGGAUAGAUCCGCAGCCAAUGGUUUCAGGCCCCUAUCAACGAUGGGUUUGAUCAACCAAUCAGAUAUAUUGUUCAAGGAUAAUUGGGUUUAUUAUAUGUAAGCAUUUUCCAUCCUAGUACUUAUCUCUAGAUUCAGAACAUAUUCUUGUUAUUGUUAACACCGUACACAAACAGCUUGUAACAUUGUUGUGCCAACAUUCAUGUCAUUUGUUUUUUUGUUAAGCCUCUUCAUCUUCUUUUAAAAAUAACAGUUAAGGUUUUUGCCACGUUAAUCUUGUAUUUUUGGAUAGAAUGUGAAUAUUCUGUUUUUGGCUAUUCCAUUGUGCUUCAGACAGAGGAAGUGCUAUGUUUUAAAGAUCAACUGUUAACUGUUAUGUCUUUCAUCUCAGUAUGUUUUAAAUUGUGCUAUAAGUGAAUUGUUACAUUUUCGAAACAGGAAUGCAUACCACAGAUGUCAUGUAUUCAUGAGCGUGGAACCGGUGUGCAACAACUGAAAACAAUCAUCCGUUUCAUUCGUCCAAACAUCUCUUAAACAGGCAUAAAUGUGAGAUUUUUCUGAUAGUAAUCCUAGCUAAGAGAUUGUUGGAAAUGACUAUUUACAUAAGUUGUUUAUUAUUUUCCCCAAUUAUGAACGUUUUUCUGUGGUUUUACUAUGUUCGUGCUGUGAGAAAGUGCUGUGAGAUGCUGACGAUUUUCAAGAAAUUUAAUUUCACAAAAGUAAAGAGCUUAUUUCGAGAAUUGUAAAUGGUACGACGACUUGACAAAUUGUGAUCUUGAUUUCUUGAAAGUAAUUCAGUGUAAUGCAUGUCUGAUACUGCUUGUAUACAACUAAUUAAAUUAUAAUUUAUAUGAUAGUGAUUUUAGUUAGCAUAAUUUAAGGCAAUGAGCAAUACUGCUCGACUCUUAUUAACUCAGGGGUUUUCAAUAUAUUGUUUAGUAUACUCACAUGUAUAUGAAGUCCCAUAUAUGACUUUAUUAAAGAGAAAUAGUAUACAUUAUGAAUAUACAUGCAGUGUAUAUUCAGAGAAAUGCCUGAACAUAUUCGUACAUACCUGCAUAGUGUCUGUGUGUGUUGUUAUUGUUGCUUUGAGUGAAGAAUGUAAUUAGUUAGUUAAACCCCUAAUUAAGUCAAAUUAGAACCUACAAAUGUGUCAGAAAUCUCUGAAAAAUUCAAUUUUUAUUUAACUUCCUUUUAAUUAAGAUAAUCAGUUUUGUGCCAUGACAACGUUGACUACACUUCUAAUGAACUGAUGUUCAAGAACCAUCUUAUGAUUAUGAAUAUGAAAAUAUGAAUACAUUUUGAAAAUCCUUUAACAAAAGCAGGAUUUGAUAGUCUGGGUAUGCUUGGAAUUCUUAUUUAAGUUCAUCUGAUCUGAUUUCCUCAUUACUUUGAUUCAUAAUGGCAGCUGAAUUGUAAUUUGUGUAUAGUGGUUAAUAUUAUUGGAUGAUCUGAUUCUUCAGUCAAGGGGUGUCAGGUAGGAUCUAGGCUAGGAGUGUGACUUAAGUACAGUAUAUAUUGUGUCUGUGUUUUGUUCAAAAUGUGAAGUAAUCUCCACUUGUGGAAUGUAUUCUGUACAUUGGUUGCAAUUGUAAUAUAAGUUAAGUCAUUCUUAUUCUGCAAUAGUUGACAUCUGUAAUUUUUAAACUGAUAUAUUGUUAUAACAGGCAUAAAUGUGUGUAUUUUGACCCUUGUUGUACAGGUAGUUUAUUUAUCAUGGUCUCCAUGGUAACCCAGAGAAACAAUUGUACAAAUUAAUGAAUUCAAGAAAAAUUAUGUGACAUAGUCUGAUUUUUAGUACAAGAGAUUUUUACAUAUGUUAAUUGUUAUUGUCUUGAGAGUUUCUCAUACAUUGAGAUGUUUUCAUAUUGGCGAAGUUUGAUUGUAUUUGUUAAAGUCAUACAAAUGCAUGUUUAGGUUUUUAAUCCCAUUUCAUCUGGCAUGUUUGGACAUUUCUCACUUUUUAAUGAAUGAUAAGUCACCAUUUUGUUGUUUAUUUCUGUUUUAAUUAUUGCUUCACAAGAUCUCAAACAACAAUUGUUUACCAGCUGUGAAAGAUGAUGACACAAAACUAUGAUGGCAUAAUUGUUUGAUAAUAAUUUGAAAUGUUUACGUAAGGAAGAUACUUACAUGAACAAAAUUAUGGAGGGAUAUAUUUAGACCUGCACGGAGGCUGAUAUUCAGUCCCAUAUUUGCAGUAAUAGUCAGUACUAAUUUACAAACUGGAUUUAAAACUUACCUAAUUCAUGUUAUUUUUAUACAAAUAUUGUUCUGUGUUUACAAGGGUUACUUCCACUUACUGAUAACAGGAUCAGAAAAAACAAAGAGGCUGUAAAGUUUACUUUUACUGUAUUGCGUAAAUGAAAAGUUGAAGUAACUCUGAAUUACAUGUGCAGAAAAAUAUUUUAAGCCAAAUGAUUUCUUUCAAUUUCCCAGCCAUAGGUAAUUACUUCUGAGUUAAGUUCCUGUAUAAUGAUGAUCUGACAUUGUGGUCUGUUUAGGGUGAUAAUCUUUACUAGUUACUCUCUGGUGCUAGUGUGUCUUCAAAAGACACAAACACACAGACACACACUUUGUUUACUGCUGCUGUGUGGGAAUAUAUUAUUUGCCAUCUCCAUUUGGAACUCUUAUUCAGUGUGAAUGUGGAAUGAGUGAGUUGAGUUUUACGCUGCCUUUAGCAAUAUUCCAGCAAUAUCAUGGCGGGGGACACCAGAUAUGGGCUUCACACAUUUUACCCAUGUAGGGAAUCGAACCUGGGUCCUCGACGGGACGAGCGAACGCUUUAACCACUGGGCUAACCCACAGCCCGAAUGUGAAAUGAAUACAACAUAAUUUGUUAGGGUCGUAAAAAGUACUUCAGUACUGCUGGGAGGUUUGAAAAGAUAUUCGUUUUGGGGUCAUCUUUUUCAGUUUCUUACCUUUUAAUAAAUUGCCAUUUGCUAAAAGUCAUGCAUUUAUCAAUACAUUGUCAACAGCAUUUGUUAUUAACAUUUUUCCAUGUCUACUGUCACUCAAGAUCACAUCUUAUUGAUGACUUUUGUAGAUAACAUAUUUUACAUAAUUUUAUAUCUUUUCUAUUUUAGGUUAGAGUAAUUUACAAAAUACAAACUGUUGAUUGUACCACCUCAACAAUGUUUAUGAAUCCUGAACAAAGCCAGCCAAUGAAAUAGUUUAAUCAGGGAUCAAUGAUAACAACUUUGUGUGUGUUAACUGAUCUAUUUAUUAUUUUGUUGUCCAUCUACUAGUGAGGUAGUGUAAUUUAUUAUUUGUAGAUUUUGAACAAUUGUAUAUUCUUAACGGGUAUAUUUUUAUUAAUAUCCAAAAUGGUAAUAUUAUUGCCGUACGUUGUAAUGCUGCAAGACUCAUGGACAGUUAGAGAUAUUAGAUGUUAUUUUCAGCAUUGAUAUUGAGAAUAAUAUUUAUUAUGUUCAUGACUGAGUUAAUGCUUAUGUCUGCCUAUGGUAUUAAUCUAUGAUUUAAUGAAUUACUUUAAUUCUUGUGAUUGGUGUCUUUCUGGAUGUAAAUUCCUGGUACUAGUAGACGUGGGAGAUCCCCGCAAGAAAUUGUACAGAGAAUGAGCCUGGUGGGCUCCACAAUAGAUCGUCAGUAGAUACCAUGUGUAGAAACACACAAUGAAUGUGUGUAUGUGUCGUCAAACUAGAAAUGAUGAAAAUAAAUCCAUAUUUAUACCGUC
Messenger RNA from Haliotis rubra (blacklip abalone), 9760 nucleotides. RefSeq lists its product as uncharacterized. The record is from RefSeq and is a predicted model, not a curated record. Gene Ontology annotation, biological process: positive regulation of transcription by RNA polymerase II; oxidative demethylation. Gene Ontology annotation, molecular function: DNA 5-methylcytosine dioxygenase activity. NCBI's taxonomy places the organism in Eukaryota, Metazoa, Mollusca, Gastropoda, Lepetellida, Haliotidae. Gene Ontology annotation, cellular component: nucleus.